Pecten maximus is the source of this 2148-nucleotide messenger RNA. RefSeq lists its product as uncharacterized. The transcript has a single exon. Bases 1 to 2148 code for a protein of 715 amino acids. The record is from RefSeq and is a predicted model, not a curated record. Lineage: Eukaryota; Metazoa; Mollusca; Bivalvia; Pectinida; Pectinidae.
AUGAAUCCUAAGACACUGAGGCGUGUUUAUGUGAAUCCUGAGACACUGAGACGUGUUUAUAUGAAUCCUGAGACACUGAGGCGUGUUUAUGUGAAUCCUGAGACACUGGCACGUAUUUAUAUGAAUCCUAAGACACUGAGGCGUGUUUAUGUGAAUCCUAAGACACUGAGGCGUGUUUAUGUGAAUCCUAAGACACUGAGGCGUGUUUAUGUGAAUCCUGAGACACUGAGGCGUGUUUAUGUGAAUCCUAAGACACUGAGGCGUGUUUAUGUGAAUCCUGAGACACUGGCACGUAUUUAUAUGAAUCCUAAGACACUGAGGCGUGUUUAUGUGAAUCCUAAGACACUGAGACGUGUUUAUGUGAAUCCUAAGACACUGAGGCGUGUUUAUGUGAAUCCUAAGACACUGAGGCGUGUUUAUGUGAAUCCUAAGACACUGAGGCGUGUUUAUGUGAAUCCUAAGACACUGAGGCGUGUUUAUGUGAAUCCUAAGACACUGAGGCGUGUUUACGUGAAUCCUAAGACACUGAGGCGUGUUUACAUGAAUCCUAAGACACUGAGACGUGUUUAUGUGAAUCCUAAGACACUGAGGCGUGUUUACGUGAAUCCUAAGACACUGAGGCGUGUUUACAUGAAUCCUAAGACACUGAGGCGUGUUUAUGUGAAUCCUAAGACACUGAGGCGUGUUUACGUGAAUCCUAAGACACUGAGGCGUGUUUACAUGAAUCCUAAGACACUGAGACGUGUUUAUGUGAAUCCUAAGACACUGAGGCGUGUUUAUAUGAAUCCUGAGACACUGAGGCGUGUUUAUGUGAAUCCUAAGACACUGAGGCGUGUUUAUAUGAAUCCUAAGACACUGAGGCGUGUUUAUGUGAAUCCUAAGACACUGAGGCGUGUUUAUGUGAAUCCUAAGACACUGAGGCGUGUUUAUGUGAAUCCUGAGACACUGAGGCGUGUUUAUGUGAAUCCUAAGACACUGAGGCGUGUUUAUGUGAAUCCUAAGACACUGAGGCGUGUUUAUGUGAAUCCUAAGACACUGAGGCGUGUUUAUGUGAAUCCUAAGACACUGAGGCGUGUUUAUGUGAAUCCUAAGACACUGAGGCGUGUUUAUAUGAAUCCUAAGACACUGAGGCGUGUUUAUGUGAAUCCUGAGACACUGAGGCGUGUUUAUGUGAAUCCUGAGACACUGAGACGUGUUUAUGUGAAUCCUAAGACGCUGAGGCGUGUUUAUGUGAAUCCUAAGACACUGAGGCGUGUUUAUUUGAAUCCUAAGACACUGAGGCGUGUUUACGUGAAUCCUAAGACACUGAGGCGUGUUUACGUGAAUCCUAAGACACUGAGGCGUGUUUAUGUGAAUCCUAAGACACUGAGGCGUGUUUAUAUGAAUCCUGAGACACUGAGGCGUGUUUAUGUGAAUCCUAAGACACUGAGGCGUGUUUAUGUGAAUCCUAAGACACUGAGGCGUGUUUAUGUGAAUCCUAAGACACUGAGGCGUGUUUAUAUGAAUCCUGAGACACUGAGGCGUGUUUAUGUGAAUCCUAAGACACUGAGGCGUGUUUACGUGAAUCCUAAGACACUGAGGCGUGUUUAUGUGAAUCCUAAGACACUGAGGCGUGUUUAUGUGAAUCCUGAGACGCUGAGGCGUGUUUAUGUGAAUCCUAAGACACUGAGGCGUGUUUAUGUGAAUCCUAAGACACUGAGGCGUGUUUACGUGAAUCCUAAGACACUGAGGCGUGUUUACGUGAAUCCUAAGACACCGAGGCGUGUUUAUGUGAAUCCUAAGACACUGAGACGUGUUUAUGUGAAUCCUAAGACACUGAGGCGUGUUUAUGUGAAUCCUAAGACACUGAGGCGUGUUUAUGUGAAUCCUGAGACACUGAGGCGUGUUUAUGUGAAUCCUGAGACGCUGAGGCGUGUUUAUGUGAAUCCUAAGACACUGAGGCGUGUUUAUGUGAAUCCUAAGACACUGAGGCGUGUUUACGUGAAUCCUAAGACACUGAGGCGUGUUUAUGUGAAUCCUAAGACAAUGAGGCGUGUUUAUGUGAAUCCUAAGACAAUGAGGCGUGUUAACAUGAAUCUUAAGACACUGAGGCGUGUUUAUGUGAAUCCUAAGACACUGAGGCGUGUUAACAUGAAUCUUAAGACAUAG